AUGGCGAUUCUGCAGCACAUUCUGCUCCUCAGCCUCUUCAUUCUGACGCCAAUCGCAACAGGUCAAAAUGGUGAAAGGCCGUUGGUGACCACGAAAUAUGGACAACUACGGGGCGUCACGGUGCCGGUAAAGGAAACAUCAAGAGUCGUGGAUGUGUUUUAUGGAGUCCCUUUUGCAAAACCUCCAGUCGGACCUCUGAGAUUUGCUAACCCAGAACCUGCUGAACCCUGGACCUCUGUUAGAGACGCCUCUGAGUAUCCCCCCAUGUGUGUACAGGUAACACAGUAUAUGACUUUUGAAAGAGAACAGUACCAAUCCUCUAUUGUGCUGCCCCCGGCCUCGGAGGACUGCCUGUACCUGAAUGUGUAUACACCCGCCGACAGACACAAGGAAUCCACAUUACCUGUCAUGGUCUCUAUACCUGGUGGAGGGCUGGUGUUUGGGGCGGCCAGUACAUAUGAUGGCUCUGCACUUAGCGCCUAUGAGAACUUAGUGUUUGUGUCCAUACAGUACAGGCUGGGGAUCCUAGGAUUCUUCAGUACUGGAGAUGACAAGUUACCUGGUAAUUAUGGGCUUCUGGACCAAGUGGCUGCUCUCCGAUGGGUACAGGAAAACAUUGCAAAUUUUGGUGGCGACCCCAAGUCUAUCACUAUAAUUGGCCAAUCUGCUGGUUCGCUCAGUGUCUCCGCUCUUGUGCUCUCUCCCUUAGCCAAAGAUCUGUUCCACCACGCCAUCGCAGAGAGCGGAGCAGUAACAAUGCCAGGACUCGUGGUCAGUAACUCUAAAGAGCUCGUCCCCUAUCAGGAGUUAGUAGCGAACAUAUCGGGCUGUUAUCUCGCCUCCAUAGCCGACUGUCUGAAGAAGAAAUCUGAAGGGGUUUCUUGCUAUGGCCAAAGCAAUGACUAUGUUCUGUCCUCCUCAUAUGCUAUGUCUUUGCAGGGCCUAAUACCCUUUCCUGUGUGUGUGGACGGGGUUUUUCUACCUAAACCAGUGGAGGAGAUCUUGGCUAACAAGGAAGGAAACAAGGUCCCUCUUCUCAUUGGAAUCAAUAAUAUGGAAUUUGGCUACAUACUUCCACUGCUAUAUAAUAUAACUGGGAUAUCAAAUGGAAUGACACGGGAGACUGUAGUGGAGGAGCUCCAGAAUGUUCCUAUGCUGCCCCUGAGUAAUGAAGUAAUUUCUGUGAUGGUUGACAAGUAUAUUGGUGACACCACUGAUCCACUGAAGAUUCGUGACCGCUUCCUGGACAUGUGUGGAGAUGCAGCGUUCGUUGUACAGGCUCUAAAGUUCGCGAAAUACCAUCGAGAUGCGGGGCUCCCCGUCUACUUCUAUGAGUUCCAGCAAGCACCAACCAUCCUGGCUUUAUUUAGACCAAAAUAUGUGAAGUGCGAUCAUGGCGACGAGCUCAUCUCUGUGCUUGGAGGACCCUUCCUGAGGAACGGCGUAUUCUAUGCUGGACCUGCAACCCCUGGAGAGAAGGUCCUGAGCAAGACUGUUAUGAAAUAUUGGGCAAACUUUGCUCGGACUGGGGACCCCAAUAGCCCCGACCUGACAACAUGGCUGCAAUACGGCACAGAAGAACACUAUCUGGGGAUUAAUUUACAGCAGAAAUUAUCUUCAAAACUGAAGGAGGAAGAGUUUGUGUUUUGGACUGAACUCUUUCCAGCAAAAAUCAAGUCCCAGGCAGUGGGUGGAGGUGAUCGCACAGAACUGUAG
Bufo gargarizans (Asiatic toad) is the source of this 1716-nucleotide messenger RNA. RefSeq names its product fatty acyl-CoA hydrolase precursor, medium chain-like. The coding region runs from base 1 to 1716 and encodes 571 amino acids. The transcript has 13 exons. NCBI's taxonomy places the organism in Eukaryota, Metazoa, Chordata, Amphibia, Anura, Bufonidae. The record is from RefSeq and is a predicted model, not a curated record.